UCUCUCUCUGCGUGAAAGACAAUCUGAGAGGAGCCUGAAUUAUGUUGGUUCAGAAGAAAGAAAAAAAAGAGAGUACACAAAAAGGCAGAAGGCCCACCAGAAGCCUCUCACUGAAACCCAUCUGAAAAAGCCUGGAAACGACUCCUACUUAGAAAUGGCUUCUUGGGAUUCGUAGCCUACAAAGAUCUCUGAAAAAACCCAUUUCGUUUUUUAAUGUUUUUACUGAGUUCUUCUCUUCUGGGUGUUUUGGUAGGAUUUCCUAUGACUCUGCAUGGGGGAGGUUAUGAAAAUAAUCAUUAAAGUAAAACAUAACAUGUCGUGUGGCGGCUAAGCUUGUAGUUUGUGUAAUGGUGUACCAGGUAUAGUCGUAUAGAGGAGGACGAUCAUUCCAUUACUUUCUGUUGUUUCUGUUCCUCUACCAGUUUACUGAGUUUUACUAUUUUAUUUUAUUUUUUUAAUUUGAUUAUAAUAAUCCCUUUUUUUUAAUUAUUGGGUGUGAAAUAAUUGAGGGGCUUAUUUGGUUUUCUCUCUAAGAAGUCUAUUUUGGAUGUAUUUAUAUCAUGCUGCAUUGACCCACUUUAGCAAGAGAGAGAGAGAGAGAGAGGGGGGGGGGGGGCAUAUAUCAAAUGAUGAACAUUUCUUGAAAGUCAUCAUCACUCUUAUCUGACCUUCUAUUUCUGAGGAGAUUUUUCUGAUCUUUCUUCCGAGGUUGGCUUUCAUGGUAUACCAUGUUGGCUUAUUAGGAGAAGAAGUCUGAGAAAAAGAAGCUGGAGUACUGGAUCUUGAUGGGAUUGUAGCUGGCUACAAGCAAGAGUAAUAUACACAGAAAAAAAAGAAGAAGAAGAAGAAGAAGAAGAUUUUUGUUUCAUGGCUCAAGAACACUGUGAAGACAAAUCCGGGAACAUGGUUUCUUCAGCUGGCUUUUGUUACUCUGAUGUUUCAUCAAGUAACCCGACCAUUCAUCUGGUGAACCAGAUCCAAGGCUUUGAGUCCAACAACCAGGAAAUCUUUAACUUGACAACAGGGAUGGAGAUGAUAGGGUUUUCAAAGAAUCCACAGCAACAGAGUGAUCACAGUAACUCAGUCAUGUGGAGAAAUCUUCAGCUUGGUUCAUCAUCCUCUUCAAAGAUGAUCAACGAGUCCUCCACGAGUGAUUUCUAUCAGCAUGUGUUCAAUAAGCCUGAUUUCACAACUGAGAUUUCUGAAGGUUGGCAAGAGAGUAAUAAUAGACUGCUUGUUGAUGGUUCUAAUUCUUUAAGGUGUGUGUUCCCUUGUGAAGGAAACGAAAGGCCUAGUCAAGGUCUCUCUCUCUCUCUUUGCUCAACCAAUCCUUCAGCCAUAGGAGUACAAUCUUUUGAACUAAGGCACUCUAAUCAUCACCACCAUCAAGAUCAUCAGCAAGAAGAUGAUCUGAGGUUUAUUGCUUCAAGUUCUAGAGAUGGGUUUUAUGGAAAACCAUCAAAUAUCCAAGAGCAACAAAUUAUGCAAGAUGGGUUUUUGGGAAAAGCUGCAAAUCUUCAGUUCCAGCUAAGGAACUCGAAGUACUUGGCCCCUGCUCAGGAGCUUCUGAACGAGUUCUGUAGCCUUGGAACAAAGCAAACUGAUCAUCACCCUCCGAAGCAGCAAAAAUCCCACAAGGCCAAACAGUGGGAAGAGGAUAAUAAUGGCAGCAGUAGUUCUUCCAGAAAGCAGGCUCUUUUCUCCCUCGAAUACAUGGACUUACAAAAAAGAAAAACAAAACUGCUUUCAAUGCUGGAAGAGGUGGACAGAAGGUACAGACACUAUUGUAACCAAAUGAAGGCGGUGGUGGCGUCCUUCGAAGCCGUGGCCGGCGACGGAGCCGCCACGGUCUACUCCGCGUUGGCUUCUAAAGCCAUGUCAAGGCAUUUCAGAUGUUUGAGAGAUGGGAUUGCCGGUCAGAUUCAGGCCACCAAGAGAGCCAUGGGUGAGAAAGAUCCUGUUGCACCCGGCGCAAGCAGAGGAGAAACACCAAGGCUUAGGAUUCUUGACCAAACGCUCAGGCAACAGAGGGCGUUUCAGCAAAUGAGCAUGAUGGAGAGCCACCCUUGGAGACCCCAACGCGGCCUUCCCGAGCGAUCCGUUUCUGUUCUCCGAGCAUGGCUUUUUGAGCAUUUUCUCCACCCUUACCCAAGCGAUGUUGAUAAACAUAUCUUAGCCCGCCAAACUGGUCUCUCAAGAAGCCAAGUGUCGAAUUGGUUCAUUAAUGCGAGGGUGAGGCUGUGGAAGCCCAUGGUGGAAGAAAUGUACGUGGAAGAGACAAAGGAACAAGACAACAUGGACAUGACAUCCCCAGAUGGGAUUAUUGCAGAUCUUGAAUGUAUUAACGGCCGGCAAAAUCAAAACCCACCUCCAUUAACACGCCUUGAGGAUGAUAAAAAGCCUACACAGGACCAACUCGUCCGAAUUGACUCAGACUGCCUCUCAUCCAUCGUCACAAACCCAGAAAAAAAUGACUCAAAAACCACCAAAACCGUCCAAAACCACCACAUUCACCAACAACAGCAGCAGCAGCAUGGUUUUGGUCGGAUUGAGACAUUUGGUGGCAUGGAGCUGGACUUUUCAUCCUAUGCUAAUAAUCAUAAUGUUAAUCAGAACUUCAGUGGUGGUGCAGGCGGCGUGUCUUUGACGUUAGGGUUACAGCAGCAUGGUCAUGGGAAUGGUGUGAGCUUAGCCUUCUCACCUGCCUCGCAGAGUUCUUUGUUUUAUGGCAGAGACCCCAUUGAAGAAUGCCAGCCAGUUCAUCAGUACUCGCUUCUGGACAGCGAAGGACAGAAUCUGCCAUACAGAAAUUUGAUGGGAGCUCAGUUGCUCCACGACUUGGCUGGAUAGAUCGAGAAGUAAAAGGGAUCUUCAUGGUGAUCGAUCGAUGGUAGAUAAAUUGUUUUAGGUACAGAUAAAUACUUUCAUACAUAUAUACAUGCAUAAAGCUAUACUUGGGUAGGUAGUAGUAUGAAAAUCAUGAUGAUGAUUACUUCCAUGGCUGGUAUCAUUUUUUUUUUUUGGAAACUCUUCUUGAUUGUAAGAACAUGCUUAUUACCCUAUAGGUUAAUUUGAAGUUUCUGGUGAUUGAUGCGAGAA
Messenger RNA from Alnus glutinosa, 3099 nucleotides. RefSeq names its product homeobox protein BEL1 homolog. Gene Ontology annotation, molecular function: RNA polymerase II cis-regulatory region sequence-specific DNA binding; DNA-binding transcription factor activity, RNA polymerase II-specific. NCBI's taxonomy places the organism in Eukaryota, Viridiplantae, Streptophyta, Magnoliopsida, Fagales, Betulaceae. The record is from RefSeq and is a predicted model, not a curated record. Gene Ontology annotation, biological process: regulation of transcription by RNA polymerase II. The transcript has 5 exons. The coding region runs from base 868 to 2850 and encodes 660 amino acids.